Chinchilla lanigera (long-tailed chinchilla) is the source of this 1132-nucleotide messenger RNA. Its product is annotated as translation initiation factor IF-2-like. The record is from RefSeq and is a predicted model, not a curated record. Lineage: Eukaryota; Metazoa; Chordata; Mammalia; Rodentia; Chinchillidae.
CUGCAUACUUCCAGACCCUGUCACCCCAGCAGGUGCCUGGCAGCCUGACUCGGACGUCACUGUGUCUCCCAGCCCCCGCCCAUAGCCCAGAUCCAGGGCCUUGGGCCACCGUGGGCAGCCCCCACCCGCGGGGCUGGGGCCAAGGCUCCCAGCACUUCCCACCAGCACCCCAUGGGGCCCGACUCCCCGGGUCUCACGGGCCCUCUCUUCCAGGUCUUGUUCCCUGGCUCCGUGUGACCUCCUUGGCCUUGGCUCCCCCAGGGCAGGACUGUGUGUGUCCCGUGUCCUGCUGGAGCUCGACAGACCAGACAGGCAGGAUUGUGUGGAGGACAGGCGGGGACCUCAUCCCAGGCCUCCAAGAGGGACCGUCAGUGCCCAGCGCACUCAGGUUGCAGAGUGGGAGGAGAGGCCGCCCGGAGGCAGAGGCAAGGUCCUGUGGCCCGAGGUUGGAGCGGGCUGCUGCAGCCCGGCCCUUGCUCCCCUGCUCCAUGCCGAUGGGCUGUGGCCACCCGCCCAUCUGCCCUGGCAGCGCCAGUGCCUGUCUGGGUGUGCAGCUCACCCUCCUGCGCUCCCUCCUUCCUUCCAUCCUCCCUCCUUCCCUGUCCACCACGGAGUCACAGCCCCUGACCUCUCUGUUCUUUACAAGGGACAGUGUCUCGCCAAGCUGCCCAGGUAGGACUUGCCAUCCUCCCGCCUCAGCCUCUUGGGCUGCGGGACCAGUAGUUGUACUUUAUGCUUUAUCAAAUGGCUCGGCAACCUGCCCCCUGCACCCCACUGCAACAGAUUAUGAGGGCCCCCGCCGGGGGUACCGCACACGCUGUGUGCUGGGUCAGGUCCCUGACCUGAGUCCCCUCGACCUGAGGUGGGGUCCAGGCUGCAGGUCAGUCCAACGUGGACCUCAGCAUGGGCCUGCUCCGGACUGCCCCCUCCCAGGCCUGUCGGGGACCCUGGGACCUGUGGCGGUGUCACCAGACUCCAGACUGCGCCCUGGGUCGCUGCCCGGCUCGGGUCCCGAGGCCUGGGGCGCGUGCUCCCCUGGGAGGGCCGGAGCCCCUGAGCCGAGCUGCCGGGGGCGCCCCAACCCGCGGGCACCGCCUGGUGCGGACACAGGGUGUCUGGCGACCCCAGCUGG